AUGGACAUGGACGCGCUGGGCCUGCCAGACAUAUCUCAAGGUCCCAGCCAGACUCUGUGGGUUGGCCGGGGCAGGGGCCCAGCCGUGCGAAGGCAGAGGGAGUUCAUGCCGGAGGAGAAGAAGGACACUGUCUACUGGGAGAAGCGGCGGAAGAACAACGAGGCGGCCAAGAGAUCCCGGGAGAAGCGGCGUCUCAACGACGUGGCGGUGGAGAGCAGGCUGGCCGCGCUGCUGGAGGAGAACGCGCUGCUGCGGGCCGAGCUGCGGGCGCUCAGGCUGCGCUUCGGCCUCCUGCCUCCCUCGGGGGGACCCCGGACGGCGCCGCUGCAGGCCCUGCUGUGGGAGUCUCCCUGGACGGGGGCGCCCCACCGUGCCGCCCAACCACUCUCGUGUCUGGCUGGCUCCCAGGGCGGCCUCCGGGGGCCAUAUUCCCUGGAUGCUGGGAUCCCAGGGUGCCAGGGCUGCCUGAUGGCCCAGGGGUGGGCCGGCCUGGCCUCCUCUUCCAGGUUCUCGCAGGACUCUGCUUCCCUGGCCCCCGAGAACAUUGACGUGGCCUUGCGGGCUGCCCUCCCCGCUGCCCUCUUCCGGUGUCACCUCUUGGAGGGGCAUGUGGGGUCCAGACCAGAGCUCAAGUCUUGCUGGGGACUGUGGUCACCCAUGUCCCCUGGAUGCCGCGCCCCAGGGCCGUCAGAUUUGUUGCUGACACCCUCUGCAGACCCCUCGGGGCUUUCUGCCACCGUGACCUGCCCGGUCCCAGGGAACGGUCCCGAGGGUCUGGCUCAGCCCUCGCUGCCCCACAAAGUGCGCAUCAAAUCCCAGGCCUUGGGCGGGCUGUUCUGA
Marmota flaviventris (yellow-bellied marmot) is the source of this 840-nucleotide messenger RNA. It is a transcript of the gene Nfilz, whose product is annotated as NFIL3 like basic leucine zipper. Lineage: Eukaryota; Metazoa; Chordata; Mammalia; Rodentia; Sciuridae. Gene Ontology annotation, cellular component: nucleus. The record is from RefSeq and is a predicted model, not a curated record. Gene Ontology annotation, biological process: circadian rhythm; regulation of DNA-templated transcription. Gene Ontology annotation, molecular function: DNA-binding transcription factor activity; DNA binding.